This is a messenger RNA of Hypoxylon fragiforme, 1188 nucleotides long. Its product is annotated as kinase-like domain-containing protein. Gene Ontology annotation, molecular function: protein serine/threonine/tyrosine kinase activity; protein serine/threonine kinase activity; ATP binding. The record is from RefSeq and is a predicted model, not a curated record. Gene Ontology annotation, cellular component: cytoplasm. The transcript has 6 exons. Bases 1 to 1188 code for a protein of 395 amino acids. Gene Ontology annotation, biological process: signal transduction; protein phosphorylation. Lineage: Eukaryota; Fungi; Ascomycota; Sordariomycetes; Xylariales; Hypoxylaceae.
AUGGCGCAAAACCGCCCAACAGCGGCUUUCAAUACCCUCCGGAUGGGAGAGGUCAUCCGUGAGAAGGUACAAGAUGGAGUUACCGGUGAAACAAGAGACCUUCAAUAUACGCAGUGCAAAAUUGUUGGCAAUGGCUCCUUUGGUGUUGUGUUCCAGACGAAGCUCUCUCCAUCAGGCGAAGAUGCAGCCAUCAAGCGUGUCUUGCAAGACAAGAGGUUCAAGAACCGUGAACUUCAGAUCAUGCGUAUUGUUAGACACCCCAACAUCGUACAGUUGAAGGCCUUUUAUUAUUCCAACGGCGAGCGAAAGGACGAAGUCUACCUAAAUCUGGUGCAAGAAUUUGUACCCGAAACUGUCUAUCGAGCUUCGCGCUUCUUCAACAAGAUGAAGUCGACUAUGCCUAUCCUUGAGGUGAAACUUUAUAUCUAUCAGCUCUUCCGAGCAUUGGCCUACAUUCAUUCUCAAGGAAUCUGCCACCGUGACAUCAAACCGCAGAAUUUACUGCUGGACCCAAACACGGGUGUGCUCAAGCUAUGCGACUUCGGAAGUGCAAAGAUUUUAGUUGAGAACGAACCCAACGUUUCGUACAUUUGCUCUAGAUAUUACCGAGCACCCGAACUCAUUUUUGGUGCUACCAACUACACCACCAAAAUUGAUGUCUGGUCGACUGGAUGUGUGAUGGCCGAAUUAAUGCUGGGUCAGCCUCUUUUCCCAGGAGAAUCUGGCAUCGAUCAAUUGGUAGAGAUUAUUAAGGUACUGGGAACUCCAACGCGCGAGCAGAUUCGUACUAUGAAUCCGAACUACAUGGAGCACAAAUUCCCGCAAAUCAAGCCUCAUCCGUUCAGUAAGGUGUUCCGUAAGGCGGACGCAAACGCUCUAGACUUGAUAGCGAGGUUGCUAGAAUACACGCCGACAGAACGUCUUGGGGCUAUUGACGCAAUGGUGCAUCCGUUCUUCGAUGAGCUGCGGAAUCCCAACACGAAGCUCCCGGAUUCGCGGCACUCGAGUGGCCAAUUAAAGGAUUUGCCGAGUCUAUUUGACUUCUCAAGGCACGAAUUAUCCAUUGCGCCGCCGCUGAACCAAAAGCUUGUUCCUCCCCACAUGAAACCGAUCUUAGCAUCGCGCGGUCUCGAUAUAGAUAAUUUCACCCCCAUGGCGAAGCAAGACAUGAUGGCGAAAUUAGACUGA